This is a messenger RNA of Priapulus caudatus, 1112 nucleotides long. RefSeq names its product melanopsin-A-like. Gene Ontology annotation, cellular component: membrane. Gene Ontology annotation, biological process: G protein-coupled receptor signaling pathway. The transcript has a single exon. The record is from RefSeq and is a predicted model, not a curated record. NCBI's taxonomy places the organism in Eukaryota, Metazoa, Priapulida, Priapulimorpha, Priapulimorphida, Priapulidae. Gene Ontology annotation, molecular function: G protein-coupled receptor activity. The coding region runs from base 10 to 990 and encodes 326 amino acids.
UCAGUGACCAUGGAUUAUUUUUCAAAUACUAGUAAUAUAACAGACAAUGUCAUUUCACGCCAGCGUGUGGACCAUAUGGUCGCUAGCAUCAUGGUUCCUAUAAUGUGCAUCUUGGCUGUCGGAGUAGCUGUGACGAACGUAGCAACCAUUGUUGCUUUUAAGAGGACCGAUCUACGAGAAGCUCCACACUAUCUAGCGGUGAACAUGGCUGUCUCCGACAUCGGUCUCGGCAUGUACCCGUUCUACCUCGCUCCGGCUAUCCUCGGCGACAUGCCGAAGCCGUGCUGCAUCUUCAUACUGUUCGUGAUGAACUUCUUCGGCAAGAUCUCCUACACGAACCUGCUGCUGAUCACCGUGGACCGCUACCUGGCCGUCACCCGGCCGAUGCACUACUACCAGAUGGUGACGGUCGCGCGCAUCAAGGUGCUGCUGGUGUUUACGUGGCUGUGGGGACUCGCGCUCAGCAACGCCGUGCUCGUCGGCGAGCGCUGGUUCCCGGAGAGCGGCUGCUCGUACGAGCUCGUCGUCGGCAAGGGCGCCAUCUACUUCGGCACCGCGCACAUCUCCGCCGACAUGGUCAUCAUGUUCGCCGUCUACUCGCGGCUCGCCGUCAUUGCUUACGGACACUGGAAGGUGGAGCCGACGGUUGCCGGCGGCAGCGCACUCACCAAGCACCUCAAGCUGACGAAGGUGUUUCUCGUCGUCGUCGUCUCGUUCGUAGUCUGCUGGAGUCCUUUCUACGUACUGACGCUGCUGGAGAUCACUGACAACUAUGCGGAUAGAGUCGGCAUCGUUCGUUACACACUCUACUGUCUUCCCCUCGUCAACCUGCUCUCGAAUCCUCUGAUUUACGCGUGGAAGAUACCAGCGUUUAGUAAAGUAUUCAAGGCUAUUUUCAUGUGCAAAUAUGUGUCUGCAGAGAGGCAAAUCACAGAUGGUGAUCAUCGGUCAGCAAUUUCUAAUACAAGUAAUCAGCUGCGAGCAAAAUAAAAAUUGAAAAUAUACUCUGUAGGAAAAUGUGUGGCAUACAUAUUUUGGAAAACCAUUUUCUAUGAACAGAAAACUGUUAAAGCACAAUUCAUCUACUAUAUUCCUAGCAUAUAUGCUUUUUA